AUGUCUCAGGAACCUUUUAAUACUGAUAUCGAGCACGACAGCGCUGCACUUAUGGCUCAGAACGGAGAUAAGAGUAAAGAUGGGCGGAAGAAGGUUCUUGUUGUAGGUGCUGGUGCAGCUGGCAUGUCUACAGCUUACCACUUAUCAGAGCACCCAGACAAAUUCGACGUGACUCUAAUUGAUGCAGUUGACUACUGUGGCGGUCAAGCAUUCUCCAUUCCCAUUGACAAAGAGCGACAUGGAGCUUCUUGGUGCAAUCAAGGCGUUCAAGGAGGAUCUUACAUCUUCCAUCAUACUGUCACCAUGUUCUCGCGGCAGGGCUAUCACGCAGACCCUUGCAACCUGCAUGUUUCUUUCGGCAAAGACGACACUUUCUGGAACAACGUAUUCCCAACUCAGCUUCUGGUGCGCCAUGAGAAGGAAGUUCGUCGUUUGACGACUGUUCUCAAGUUCAUGCGCUGGUUCGAGAUUUUCUUCGCCCUGCUUCCGUUGAGGCUCGUCUUCAAGCUCUUUUUAUUCUCUGAGGAAUUCACCAACACCAUUGCACUGCCCAUGACGGCUUUGUUCCUCGGAACUGGCAAUGCUACGCCCGAAGUCCCUGCAAUCAUGUUUGAGAGGCUGUGUACUUCGCCGACUUAUGGAAUGUGGUAUCCGUCCGACAGAAACACAGUCAUAAGCAACAAACCGCCGAUGAUCGUGUUCCCCAAAUUCUCAGAGUUCUACGAGACUUGGAGAAAGGAUCUUGUCACUCGCGGAGUCACCGUCCGUCUUUCUACAGAGUUGACUGAGAUUGUUCAGCGAAACAAGAAAGGCGUUGUUGUGAAGCUCAAACCGCGAACUCCGAUGCCCGAUCAUCAUAAUCCCAGUGGUGGAGAUCCCGAUGCACCCAUUGGCGAGGAGAACUACGACGAAAUUGUGCUCUGCUGUCUUGCUGACACGGCAAAGAAAGUCCUCGGCAAGACCGCGAGCUGGAAAGAGAAGAAAGUCUUGGGUUCUGCAAAAUUCAGUGACGAUAUCACGAUCACCCACAAUGAUUCUGAUUACAUGAAGAAGCAUUACGAGAAUUUCUAUCGUGAUGAUUUGGCUGUUGCUAACAUCAACGGAACUGACCAAUCGGAUCGCUUGGCUUUCGCAAAGACAGAGUAUCGACCCAUGUACUACAUCAAGAUGUACCCAGAAGACAAGUCCAAGCUUGAAAUGUGCUUUGACUGUACCAAUUACCAGAGUCAAUUCCCUGAAAAGGUUCCCUUCGAGCAACACAUCUUCCAGACAAUUUAUCUCAACAAGGAUCGAGACAGCAAGCUCUGGACUGAUCAUGAGAUUGCCGAGGAUAAGAUCAUCCGAAAGGAUUGGUGGCAUCAGCUCUGUCACAGCUACACUCACUACUUGUUUGUCAUUCCCUGGAUGAUGUUCUUGAACGCUAAAAACCACACUCGCUUUGCAGCAUCUUGGACUCUGGUCAACGCUCACGAAGUCGCUGUCAUGUCUGGGAUUGCGGCUGCGGUGGAUCUAGGCGCGAACUACCCUGAAGACUUGGAGAACGAUAACUUUGCGUUCCUGUGUUUCCGACUGUACUAUCUGAUCGCGUAUGGAAAAUGGUACAGAAGACAUUUCACGUCUAAGAAGUAUUUGAAGUCGCAGACUACGGAGAGCCAGGCUGCUGCUGAUGGGAAGAGUUGGGCUACUGGACUUUAUGGAAGUGUGUACAAGGGACCUGGUGUUUCGGAGGUUGAGAGAAGUGCUUGGAGGGAGGAUAUCAAGAAGGGAUCGAGUACUGGUAAUUUGUCUUGA
Messenger RNA from Fusarium redolens, 1791 nucleotides. RefSeq lists its product as uncharacterized. The transcript has 2 exons. The record is from RefSeq and is a predicted model, not a curated record. Lineage: Eukaryota; Fungi; Ascomycota; Sordariomycetes; Hypocreales; Nectriaceae. Bases 1 to 1791 code for a protein of 596 amino acids. Gene Ontology annotation, molecular function: oxidoreductase activity.